GGGCAUAAAACAGAUAGCUUACUGACCGUCUCAUUUAUACCUUACACCUACACUCUUGCUACCGGUACGAAUUAAAUUUUGGGUGUCUAACGUAAGCUUUCGUCCCUAACGCAGGAUUUGCUUCCGCUCCUCAUUAUGUGCUAUCAUUAAUUAAUAGUUGCCUUGUUAGAGCCCGCAGUAAUAGCAUAGGAGCUGCAGCACAAGGGACGGCAGAUAAGAUCGUUCAAAAUAAUUUAAAAAAUGUGGACACACAGGUAAACGAUAUUACCAUGACUGGCUUCCAUAUUGCUGUAUGUUAAUUCAGAGAACCAUUGGUUUACAGGCCUUUGAUCUUAUGAAGAGAUAAAUGUUGCUGUUCCACAUUAAAGCCGAAUUCUAGGAGCAUUACUCUGUGUGGGAUACCACGCUUUAUGUUUUGUUUCUUAUUACCUAGAAAAAAUUUAUCUCUGGAAAUCAGUUCACAGUGACUGAUGAGCCUCUGUUUACAUUGCCUAAGCAGUUGCUCAGCAUAAGUGGAAAUACACUGGAUGACAUCAACAUCAACAGCUCAAGGACGACAGGUGCUCACAGUACCAAACUUCUUGCAAGAAACUAAUGGAGCGGGCAGAAACCCGCAAGCAACCUUUUAGUCAUGUGGAGGCAUGCAUUUCGUUGUCUGUUUCUUAUGUGCACUUCUCGCGUCCAAAAGCUUUGUGAUGACCAUGCCAAUACCAUCCUUUAGAAAUAUGUUGGAAACGCAGCAGAUCAAGGAUAAAAACAGCGAAGAUUUUUAUGCCGCUCCAAGAAUCAUUUCACCAGGUGGGAAAGCACCCGACAGCUUCCAGAAUGAAGGUGAUUACGACUCAUUGUAUAACACUUUAAAGAUUACAAAUAAUGCUGGAAAUUCUCCCGCUUCUGACUAUGAUAGUAGUUCUAAUCAAGCAGUGAGGGACGGCAAUUUUUCUUUUUCAAAUUUUUACCCGGAAAGCUCCAAAUCUAAAUUAUAUUCCCUCGUUAAACGAAUUACAGAACGAAACAUUAGAAAGGAGAACUUUUCCACUGAUCAUAUCAAUGCUUUUGUGCCAGACAGGUCCGCAAAUAAGUUGAUAACACGUGUGAGCAAAUUACGGGAGCCAGACGCUACAAUCGAAAGCUCCAGUGAGACAAUUCCUUUAUCAGAAGUAGGACAUAUUGCAGGUGGAACUGCUGACCUGAAGAAUAUUCCACCUAUGUCUCCAGAAGGUGUACAACCAGUUGACGACAAGCUGAGGAAACCCUACAAGGAAGGACAGAAUACCCUGAAGGAGAGACAAUUUGACGAAAGACGAGAAGGUACAUCUAUGGAUGAAGUUGCUUCUGGCUUCACUCUACAAGGAACUUCUCAACAAAGUUACCAGAAGAAAACUGAACAACAUUUUCUGGAUGAAAGGGAGCAGGACAGAGGUCCUCUACUCAGAAAACAAAGAAACACUGGUGUUUUUUGGCCAAAAAGAGACUUGCCUGUUCUUGGAUAUGGUUCUUCUGACAUGUUUGCAGAGCCAGAAGAUAAUAGCCCUCUGCAGAGCGACAUGUAUGGUUUGGAGAGCAGCACACAGUAUUUCUUUGUACCCAACCCAAUAAUUUCUUAUGGAACUGGUAGAGGCACAUAUCCGGACAUGGGAAGUAUUAAUUCACCUGAAGUAAAUGGAGAUGAUGUGUAUAUACCAAAUCUACCAUUAAACUCAAUUGAGAACAACAUAGCAGUUCAAAAUUAUCAGCAAAAUGGUCAGCCCUUUCAAUUCCCAAGGCCAUAUGACUACACUUAUCAGCCUCUUUCUUCACUUGCAAACAGUUAUCGAAAUGAAAUAGUGCCAAGACUCCCUGCUGAACCAACUGAUUACCUCGAAUCAUCACCAGAUGAGGACACAAUGUCUUUCAAUAAAUAUUUGCCAGAAAAUGACAACAUAGGAUUUAAGAAUCAGGAAGUGCUGCCACAUGCAGGAGAAAUAAACUAUCUGACUGAGAACCAUGACCAAGAUUACAAAAACAAAUAUUCUUACAAUGAUGGCACGUCUAGUAUACUGAAUCAGAAUGAGAGAAGCAUUUAUCCGGGGCUCUUUAGGCAUAACUCGUAUGUGGGAGAUAUUACUGUUCCUGCUUUAUCAGACUCAUUUUCAAGUGAAAAUAAUGGAAGGGAGAAACAUAUUACCUACAAUAAUUACAAGAAGACAAAAAACUUCUUCGACAACAGUGGUCACGAAAAUUAUUCUAGUAACAAAGAAACUAAAGAAGAAUAUGUAGGUGAUGAUCACAUUGAUAAGGACAAAGGCUACUACUCUGACACUGAAAUAUCGAAUUCUGUAGGACAAAGAUAUUCAUAUAAUUAUCCAGGAACUUUAGGAGAAGUGUCAAAUGAGAACUAUUGGGGAGAUUCAUCACCAUUACUACGUAAUACAGAUGUAAACAAAGUAGAGAUGAGGGCCUCUGAUGUUCUUCCUCCAACCAGUUUCAUAACACGCAGUAAAAGUGAUGAACCAUCUCCUAGUUUUAGACAUUUUAGUCCAGAUGUCAGACCCGCCACUAUCGAUUCGGAUAUUCGAAGAAAACCACAACAUGAGUUACAAAAAAUUAUGAAGAAGGAUUUCUUUAAAAACCAUAAAAAUUCUCAAAAUUAUAUUUCAACAAGAAGAAAUUCACAAAUGUCACCUUACACACAAGAUAAUGAACAUGCUGAAAUUCUCCCUAUGCAAUACAGGACACAGGACUCCAUGAUAGAUUAUCACUAUACUGAUUUCGAUAGUGAUAACAAAAAUCAACUAAAUGAAAAACAUCAGAGGAAAUUGCAGUCUCCAUCACAAAUACCACAUACCAAUGUUUCAGACAACCAGAAGCUAAAUAAGAGGAAUCAGGACUGCUUUGAAGAAGAAGAAACUACUGCAACUGGACCGACAGAAACUACCACAUUGUCUUCCAAUAUGGAAUCAACCACUGCAGAAGACAAAUUACACAAGAAUCAUACCUCAGAGACUAUCUGCAAAACAGAUUUCCCGUGCAGCGUUAAUGGUGUCUGGUAUAGUCACACUGGUGGUGUGCUGUUGUGUUUAAAAACAAACAAAGAUGGUAAACUGAAUAUUAGUAUUCUGGAUACACCAUCUUAUUACCCCGGUCAUGGAAUACUAUCAAAAUGUUGGAAAAUCACUGGUGAAAUACCCUUUCAUCCAAAAAUGAAGAGCUUCAUCAGUCUGAAAGCUACUGAAUCCAAUGAGCAUAAAUUUGCAACAUUUAUUGGUGAGUGCUUUACCUGUGAAAAUGAGGAUGUAAUUUAUGGCUCAUGGCUGUUUGGGAGACCAGGUCGUUCAUGCAAAGACCAGCACAUUUCCACUAUGAUAUACAAAGAUAUUUUCAGAAAAUCAUAUCUACAUAACUCAAAAAAUCAAUGUAAAACUGUGACACAGAAGCCUGGUGCAUGAAGCAAUUUCAUAAAAAUCACCAAUUCCAGUUUUGUCACAAUUCUGGAAUUUUUCACAGAAAUUGUAAAUAAUAUAACAAAUACUGAAUGUGGAAAAGGAAGAAAGGUGUAGAUGAAGAACUAAUCCAAUUAAUGAGUUCUGUUACAGUAUGCAAAAAGUCAGUGUAAUAAAAGAUUGUUACUUUCACCAUCUUGAUAAA
Schistocerca gregaria is the source of this 3627-nucleotide messenger RNA. RefSeq lists its product as uncharacterized. The transcript is spliced from 5 exons. Lineage: Eukaryota; Metazoa; Arthropoda; Insecta; Orthoptera; Acrididae. Bases 642 to 3428 code for a protein of 928 amino acids. The record is from RefSeq and is a predicted model, not a curated record.